AUGUCCACACAAGGUUUACCCUACCCACAUACCCCUCUCUUGGCUCAGCGGAACGCGAAACUAUUCUCUAUUGCGUCGCUCCAACAAGGCACAGACUACCCUCUCGUCACUCUUGCAUCAGUAAAUAGCAUGAAAGCCACCAUACUCACCAACCCACUAUCUCCAAUUACCAAGCCACUCAUAUCCAUCUUACAUCCAUCUCACAUCCAUCUCACAUCAAAAUCGACAGACAUCACAAAUCCACUUCCCAUUUCGGUAACUGUAUCCUUCACCCUUCUUCCGAUGGGCCAUACCUGCUUCUCUCUCACUCAACCUGUCAUCACUCAUCACUUAUCCGCUGUCAUCCCCACCCUAGCGUUUGGUAACCGCCCAAACGCUAGAUUCCGCACUUCGGCGUUGAUGGACGUUGAUUACUUUCCGAUACCUGUGUUCGUUAUCACACCGGGCCCGAUACGAGGCUUCCAGCUUAAGCGAAUGUUGAUCCCUUUCUCCCAUGGCACAAUAUGCCUCGCAUGCGCUAGUGCAGAACGUGGAGCGGGAACUCGAUGCGGUGGACGGGAAGAACAGCGAGAUCAUGCCGAGCAACACCGAGGAAAAACAAACUUCAAAAGGUUGAUUAAAACCAAGAAUGUGUCGUGCACUCCCUAUUCCCAUCUCGCCUGGGGCCAGUCUCUACCCAACCUUCUUCGUUCUUUUCUGCACACGACCACAAAAUCCCCUCACUCGCGCUGCACUCGCUUAGGCGGCCCGCUCGCUGCUGGGAGCAUCCCGAUGUUCGGCAUCGCGCUGUGGAGAAACGAAAAUCUCGGCGAGCGGCGGCUCAUGCCCCUCGCGCAAUUCUGCGACGGGGAAAGCGAUCACGAAUGGGGAAAAAAUAAUCUGUGGGAGGCGAUAUUAGCUGGGAGUAUCCUUGAGGGAGCGACAGGUGUCUGGAGAAACGAGUGGAGAGGCUGCCUAGAGUUUGGGCUCUCUCAUUUCGUUGUCGGGUUGUUUGGCACACCGCUCACAACAGAUAUUAUCAAACUAGUCGUGUACGUCCCUUCGUUGUACAAAGAUACAUCAUUCUUGGAAAUUUGGAUUUGUUCUGCUCAGAGUUAUCAUUACUUAGUUAUCAACGACUCGUCAAUUAUCAAAUAUCAGUACAGUUAUAUCAGCAAAUAA
Messenger RNA from Lindgomyces ingoldianus, 1161 nucleotides. RefSeq lists its product as uncharacterized. The transcript has 12 exons. The record is from RefSeq and is a predicted model, not a curated record. NCBI's taxonomy places the organism in Eukaryota, Fungi, Ascomycota, Dothideomycetes, Pleosporales, Lindgomycetaceae. The coding region runs from base 1 to 1161 and encodes 386 amino acids.